AGUCCAGGGCUUUCGGAGACUCGGAGCGCACCUUCCAGGCUUCGCCGGAGUUGAGAAAGGGCGGAGCAGGGAAAGAGACGGGCGGCUCGACCGAGAGCGGCUGAGUUGGCUGGUGAGACUCUGCGCCCGGAGACGCCUGCAAGAGCGCGAACAGAGCCCGGCUGGCGGCGAGCGCUGGCAGGAGGGAGCGCACCGCGCGAGGAGGCGGGAAGGGAACGGGCCUCCACCGAGGCCGAGGGGGCGCUGCUUGGACAGCAUGCGAUUCUCCGGGAGCCCCAGCGCGGGGCCCGCGAGUAACUCCAGCCGGUGGUGGCCUCUGGGUGCGGGAGGUGCCAACACCAGCGGGGACUCGCAGGCGCUCGCGGAAGACGGCGGCCCGCAGGCGGACACGCGCAACGAGGAGCUGGCCAAGCUGGAGAUUGCCGUGCUGGCCGUGAUUUUCGUGGUGGCCGUGCUGGGUAACAGCAGUGUGCUGCUGGCGCUGCACCGCACGCCUCGCAAGACGUCCCGCAUGCACCUCUUCAUCCGCCACCUCAGCCUGGCCGACCUGGCCGUCGCCUUCUUCCAGGUGCUGCCCCAGCUGGGCUGGGACAUCACCUACCGUUUCCGCGGACCCGACGGGCUGUGCCGCGUGGUGAAGCACAUGCAGGUGUUCGCCAUGUUCGCCUCGGCCUACAUGCUGGUGGUCAUGACGGCCGAUCGCUACAUCGCCGUGUGCCACCCGCUGAAGACUCUGCAGCAGCCCGGGCGCCGCUCUCGCCUCAUGAUCGCCGCCGCCUGGGUGCUGAGUUUCGUGCUGAGCACCCCGCAGUACUUCGUCUUCUCCGUGGUCGAGGUGAGCAACGUCACCAAGACCUACGACUGCUGGGCCAACUUCAUCCAGCCCUGGGGUCUCCCGGCCUACGUGACCUGGAUGACCGGCAGCGUGUUCGUGGCGCCCGUGGUCAUCCUGGGCACCUGCUACGGUUUCAUCUGCUACCACAUCUGGCGCAACGUCCGCGGAAAGACAGCGGGGCGCCAGGGCACGGGCGCCCUCGCCGAGGGCGCGGGAGAAGGCGCCUUGCACCGAGGAGUCCUGCACGCACGGUGUGUGAGCAGCGUGAAGACCAUUUCCCGCGCCAAGAUCCGCACCGUGAAAAUGACCUUCGUGAUCGUGACGGCCUACAUCGUUUGCUGGGCGCCCUUCUUCAUCAUCCAGAUGUGGUCUGCCUGGGAUAAGAAUUUCUCCUGGGUCGAGUCAGAAAACCCAGCCACCGCCAUCCCUGCAUUACUGGCUUCCUUGAAUAGUUGCUGCAACCCCUGGAUAUACAUGUUUUUUAGUGGCCAUCUCUUGCAAGACUGUGCCCAAAGCUUCCCAUGCUGCCAAAACGUGAAACGAACGUUCACCAGAGAAGAUUCAGACAGUAUGAGCCGAAGACAGACUUCCUUCACUAACAACCGAAGCCCCACCAACAGUAUGGGAACAUGGAAAGACUCGCCUAAAUCUUCCAAGUCCAUCAAAUUCAUUCCUGUUUCAACCUGAGCCCCCUGUGUUCACACAGCAUCUGACUCUUGUAAUGGACUUUUCAGCCCAUUGACUGAA
This is a messenger RNA of Budorcas taxicolor (takin), 1582 nucleotides long. It is a transcript of the gene AVPR1A, whose product is annotated as arginine vasopressin receptor 1A. The transcript has 2 exons. The record is from RefSeq and is a predicted model, not a curated record. Gene Ontology annotation, biological process: positive regulation of vasoconstriction; G protein-coupled receptor signaling pathway; regulation of systemic arterial blood pressure by vasopressin. NCBI's taxonomy places the organism in Eukaryota, Metazoa, Chordata, Mammalia, Artiodactyla, Bovidae. Gene Ontology annotation, molecular function: peptide binding; vasopressin receptor activity. Bases 257 to 1522 code for a protein of 421 amino acids. Gene Ontology annotation, cellular component: membrane.